This is a messenger RNA of Cotesia glomerata, 828 nucleotides long. RefSeq lists its product as uncharacterized. The transcript has 2 exons. Bases 149 to 655 code for a protein of 168 amino acids. Lineage: Eukaryota; Metazoa; Arthropoda; Insecta; Hymenoptera; Braconidae. The record is from RefSeq and is a predicted model, not a curated record.
GGAAUUAAAUUCACACUACGAAAAAUGUAUUUAUUUAUAUUUUUAAUUACACAUUGUCUUUAGUUCAGCAUUAUUUGUGUAUAGGCAACCGAAUCGAACUAUUGUUUGACGUUUCUUCUAAAAAAUUACCAAUAGAAGAUCGAAAAAGAUGGCAACAAAUGCACCCCGAAUAAACGAAAAAAAAUUAUCUGAUGAUGAAUAUAGUGCGCUGUGUGAAAUAAAGUAUCUUCGUUCAACCCUGUCAUUUCUUCAGAAGCGCGUAAGGAGAAAAGCGCGAGUCCAGUACCCGUACUAUCUAAUGUACGAUGAGAUAAUUGGAAAGUUACCGAAAUACGCGGAAAACUCCUCUGAAUUUCCGGUACAUCUCCAGUUUGAGGGAAUUUGGGACGAUCCUGAAGACACACACGACCGACAGACGUUGCAUCCCAUUCAGUAUUACAAGAAGAAAAUUCGCGCCCUCGAAGAACAGUACAUUUCAAAGCUAGAUGAACUUAUGGACAAUCAAGGACAGCUUGCCAACGAGGUGAAGAAAGCUUUGCGUAUUGAGAGAGCAAAAGAGAACAGCUUUCUCAAAAAAGUUGAUUUUGAUGACUUCUGGCUGGACAAACUUUCCCAGAAGAAUAAAACUUCCGGGUAUCUUGAUGAUCUUGAUUAACCUUCGGUUACGCUUCCUAAUCAAUUGCCAAAUCGAUCUUUCCUGAUAUGUAUUACAGUCAUGCUCUAUUUUUAAAUAUCAAUAUUACACACUAGUCAUAAGUCAUAAUUAUAUUUAUUUUAUUUAUAUUUAUUUAUUUAAAUAGCCAAUAAAAAGUAUUACUAAACAACUUA